UUCCCUAGAUCAUCGAUUAUUUCUCUUCUCGCAUGAACUGCGCUGGGAUUGUCUUCAAUUUCAGAUUAGAAAGCAAAUCAACUUCAACGAGGACCCUUUGAAGUAAACAACUGUUGGGUUCUUUGAAGAAUCUGACUUUAUACAUUUUAUCUGGUGGCAGCUACUAUAUUGUUGCUAGCUUGUGAUUACAAAAAUGGAUUUUUCACUUCAAGGAAAGAAACAGAUUUUGCAGACACAUGCUCGUAAAAAUUUGUCAAGGGGAGCCCACAAAGAUCUGUGGUUUGCUGUGCAACAAGGGUCAUUGGCCGAUGUGGAUUCAGCACUAUCCUUUCUGAAGAAGAGUGGUAGUAAUAUUAAUUCAAGAAACAUAUUUGGUCUCACUCCUCUUCAUAUUGCAACUUGGAGGAAUCACAUUCCCAUUGUUAGGAGGCUUCUUGCAGCUGGAGCUGACCCAGAUGCCAGGGAUGGGGAAUCAGGAUGGAGUAGCCUUCACAGAGCUAUGCAUUUUGGUCAUCUUGCUGUGGCAAGCAUACUUCUCCAGUGUGGUGCAUCUAUCACACUGGAGGACUCUAAAUACCGAACACCUGUUGAUCUGAUAUCUGGGCCUGUGUUGCAAGUUCUUGGUAGCGGCCAGAAUUCAGUAACUACAGAGGUUUUCAGCUGGGGAAGUGGUGCAAACUAUCAGCUUGGAACUGGAAACGCACACAUACAAAAGUUGCCAUGCAAGGUUGAUGCUCUUCAUGAUUCUCUAAUCAGGUCUGUUUCUGCCGCUAAAUUUCAUAGUGUAGCAGUUACUGCUCGAGGAGAAGUGUAUACUUGGGGAUUUGGAAGAGGAGGACGACUUGGGCACCCUGAUUUUGAUAUACACAGCGGUCAAGCUGCGGUUAUCACUCCUCGGCAGGUAACAUCUGGUCUAGGGUCCCGUCGGGUUAAGGCAGUUGCUGCAGCUAAACAUCACACUGUUGUUGCUACAGAUGGUGGGGAGGUGUUCACCUGGGGAUCCAACCGAGAGGGUCAGCUUGGCUACACUUCUGUGGAUACUCAACCUACACCUCGUAGAGUGAGUUCCCUCAGGUCAAAGAUUGUCGCUGUUGCUGCAGCAAACAAGCACACUGCUGUGGUUUCUGAUAAUGGUGAAGUUUUCACAUGGGGUUGCAACAGAGAGGGCCAGCUUGGCUAUGGUACAUCCAACUCUGCAUCAAAUUACACUUCUAGACUGGUUGAGUACUUGAAAGGCAAGGUUUUUAUGGGGGUUGCAACAGCAAAAUAUCACACACUUGUCUUAGGAGUUGAUGGAGAGGUAUACACUUGGGGUCAUCGACUUGUUACGCCUAAACGGGUUGUUGUCACCAGAAAUUUGAAAAAGGGUGGAAAUUCCACUUUGAAGUUUCAUCGCAAAGAACGGCUGCAUGUGGUUUCGAUAGCUGCUGGGAUGGUACAUAGCAUGGCUCUCACAGAUGACGGUGCUUUGUUUUAUUGGGUUUCUUCAGAUCCUGAUCUUAGAUGCCAACAGCUUUACUCGCUGUGCGGAAGAAAUUUGGUGAACAUUUCUGCAGGGAAGUACUGGACUGCCUCUGUUACAGCUACAGGUGAUGUUUAUAUGUGGGAUGGGAAAAAUGGCAAGGAUAAGCCACUAGUUGCAACUCGGUUACAUGGUACAAAGCGGGCUACUUCAGUUUCAGUUGGUGAAACACAUUUGUUGAUUAUUGGUUCUCUCUAUCAUCCUGCCUAUACUUCCAAUGUGGUGAAGGAUCCACAGAAGUCAGUUAUCAGUGAGGAGCUAGAAGAGAUUGAUGAAGAUCUUAUGUUUAAUGACAUAGACUCAGAGAAUCCUUCACCUAUUAUACAAGAUGAUGACUCCAGCAAGAAUGCCGUACCAAGUUUAAAAAGUAUUUGUGAAAAAGUGGCUGCAGAGAAAUUAGUGGAGCCACGAAAUGCUAUCCAGCUGCUUGAAAUUGCAGAUUCACUCAUGGCAGAUGAUCUAAGGAAGUAUUGUGAGGACAUUGCUAUACGAAACCUUGACUAUAUUUUUACCGUAUCAUCACAAGCUAUAGCUGGAGCCUCACCAGAUAUUUUAGGUAACCUCGAAAAAUCAUUGGAUUUGAAGUCAUCUGAACCAUGGAGCUACCGUCGUCUCCCAACUCCGACAGCUACUUUUCCUGCUGUUAUUUAUAGCGAGGAGGAAGAUAGUGAGAGUGAGGUUCAAAGAACACGUGACAGCCGUACCAAGCAAUCUACCUCCAAUAUUGAAAUGCACCAGAGACCAGAUUCCUUUUUACAACCCAAAGAUGAUCCAAGUCGAGGUAUUGGCAAGGAAGUUCGAGCCUUGCGGAAAAAGCUGCAGCAAAUUGAGAUGCUCGAGGAAAAACAAUCCAAUGGGUAUCUUCUUGAUGACCAGCAAAUUAAAAAGCUUAAAACAAGGUCAGCUUUAGAGAAUUCACUUGCUGAUCUCGGGGUUCCAGUUGAGACUACAGAGUUGAAGGAAUCAUCUUCAGUUCUCCCAGAUGGAAAAGGAAACAAAAAGGUUGAGCUUUCAAGAAAACUAGGGAGAAAGAACAAGCAGAUUACAACGCAAGUGGCUCGGCUUCCUGCAAGUGAAAUAGAACCAAACCCAAUAAAAGGUUCCUUGAAUAGUGAACUCUGCUCAGAUAAUAAGAUUAUGACCAGCCAAACGACGACAGAGUCGGCUUUAUUUUUCCCGAAGGAGAAGUUAGAUUCAACAAAGAACCAUUUGUCACCAACAGUUUCCAAGAAGAAGAGUAAAAAGGGUGGGCUUUCAAUGUUCUUGAGUGGUGCACUUGAUGACUCCCCCAAGUAUAUUGCUCCUCCACCAACCCCAAAAAGUGAGGGUCCUGCAUGGGGUGGGGCUAAAAUUUCCAAAGGAUUUGCGUCUCUCCGUGACAUUCAAGAUGAGGAAAUUAAAAUCAAGGUGCAUCAAUCAACUAGGAAUAAAGAUCCCUUGGAAGACCCUGUCAUCGCUAAAGGUGAUGGGAAGAUCCUUUUGAGUUCAUUUUUGCCUUCUAAGCCAAUUCCGGUAGGUUCAGUUGUCUCGACUUCUGCUUCACUGGCAAAUGAAGGAGAAAGAUAUACACCUCCCUGGACUGCUUCAGGAACUCCUCCUCUUGCUCGUCCAUCUCUUAGGGACAUCCAAAUGCAGCAGAAAGGAAAACAACAGCAAAAUCUGUCUCACAGUCCAAAGACAAAAACAGCUGGAUUCUCAGUGACUAAUGGUCUGUGUUCGCCAUUGGACUCUUCUGGAGUGAACCGCUGGUUCAAACCGGAAGUGGAUGCAGCCUCAUCUAUUCGUUCAAUCCAGAUCGAGGAAAAGGCCAUGAAGGACCUUAGGCGCUUCUACAACAGUGUUAAGGUUGUCAAGAACACUUCUUAAUGACGGCUUGUGUUUGGUAGAAAUUGAGACCCUGGUGCCUAAUUGUAUAGUGUAGCUUAGGGAUAUAGUUCAUUCUCAUCAAGUUUAUGAGGCAAGUCUUCCCAUAUACUGCCGUCAGUGGUAAAUAUUCUGCAAUGUAAUGUAGCAGCAAUUGACACCAUCAUUCUUUAGGUUUUUCCAAUAAUCUGUUCUCAGUGAAGAGAAGAAUGAGAAUAAUCUUGUCAUUUCAGUAAUGCUGGCAAAUAUAUGGCUAUCUUUG
Molecule: messenger RNA, 3647 nt
Organism: Fragaria vesca subsp. vesca
Lineage: Eukaryota; Viridiplantae; Streptophyta; Magnoliopsida; Rosales; Rosaceae
Exons: 10
Coding region: 194-3388 (1064 amino acids)
Molecular function (GO): protein binding
Source: RefSeq, a predicted model, not a curated record